AUAAAUAACUCGAAUAUAUUAUAAGCCUCUAAAAAACCAAAGGCCGAACUCAGAAAUACACCCGAAGCUCAUCAGCUAAAACUGAGUUUAAUAAACCAAAAAAUCAACCCUAGACACACUGCUUUCUUUCUGCCGCACAACUCUUCUUCCUCUUUUUUCUUCUUCAUCUGCUCGCCGCCCGGAGCCGUGUCAGGAUCGUGUCCAACUUCUUUUUUCUUUGACGUAUUUCGGCGUGUCCCGUACGUAUCGGGCGUAUGUACGACACCGGUACGAGAGGGGAAGAGCCGUGUCGGUGUUUCAUAGGUUUUAAGUCUAGAUAUCAUGGUAAGCAAGUUGUAUUUCUGAAACACAGAGCCUAUGGAACCUGAUGGUCAUAGGAGAUUGAGGAGAAGGGAUCAUCUUGUUCAGGAAAAUGGAGAUCCUGAUCUAUCUUGUUCCAUUGAUGAGUUAGAUCCAUGGACUGCAUGGGCAUACAAGCCUCGUACUAUUUCAUUUUUAUUUGUUGGCGCAUGCUUUCUAAUUUGGGCAAGUGGAGCCCUUGAUCCUGAGAGCAACAAAUCUGGUGAUCUUGUCACAUCUGUAAAAAGGGGUGUAUGGGCAAUGAUUGCAGUUUUUCUUACUUAUUGCAUGCUGCAGGCUCCUUCUACGGUCCUUAUUCGGCCACAUCCUGCAGUUUGGCGUUUAGUUCAUGGAAUGGCUGUUGUUUACCUUGUUGUACUCACUUUUUUGCUUUUUCAGACACGUGAUGAUGCUAGGCAAUUCAUGAAGUUUCUCCAUCCUGACCUUGGUGUUGAGCUUCCAGAACGAUCCUAUGGUGCUGAUUGUCGCAUUUAUAUUCCUGAAAAUCCCUCUAGCAGAUUUAAGAAUGUUUAUGAAACUCUAUUUGAUGAAUUUGUUCUAGCCCACAUCUUAGGUUGGUGGGGCAAGGCCAUUUUAAUCCGCAAUCAGCCACUUCUCUGGGUCCUCUCAACUGGAUUUGAGUUUAUGGAGCUUACCUUCCGACACAUGCUACCCAACUUUAAUGAGUGCUGGUGGGACAGCAUUAUUCUUGAUAUUUUUACAUGUAAUUGGUUUGGUAUUUGGGCUGGAAUGCAUACUGUUAGGUACUUUGACGGCAGAACCUACGAGUGGGUUGGAAUAAGUCGCCAGCCUAACAUUAUUGGCAAAGUGAAACGAACAUUGGGACAAUUUACGCCAGCCCAGUGGGACAAAGAUGAAUGGCACCCCUUGCUUGGUCCAUGGCGUUUCAUUCAAGUUCUCAGCCUUUUUAUCGUCUUCUUGACAGUAGAACUUAAUACAUUCUUUCUAAAGUUUUGUCUCUGGAUUCCUCCUCGAAACCCUGUGAUUGUCUAUAGGUUGAUUUUGUGGUGGCUAAUAGCAAUACCAACAAUUCGUGAGUACAACUUAUACCUUCAAGACCGUAAACCAGUGAAAAAGGUAGGAGCAUUUUGUUGGCUUUCUCUCGCGAUUUGCAUCAUCGAGCUUCUCCUAUGCAUCAAGUUUGGACAUGGUUUAUACCCGAAGCCGAUGCCACGAUGGUUGGUAGUUUUCUGGUUGUCUAUGGGAUCCACUCUCGUAUUGUUCCUUAUGAUUUGGUCAUGGAAACUGCAGCGGAGUUACCGCAAAAAGAGACGAUAAUUUCAAUAUACUAUUCUUUUGGUUACUUGCACCAUUGAUUGGCUGUAAUGUAAAUACUUGUAACUUUUCAUAAAUUGUAAUUCUAGGCUUAAAUAAUAACUAUAGGUACUUGUUAUUUUUUAACAAUUUUUGUUGAAAAAAGUUUCAGAACCAAAAUGUGAGUUAUUUCUAAUUAAAUUCAAAAUUCAAAAUUAAAA
This is a messenger RNA of Gossypium arboreum, 1835 nucleotides long. Its product is annotated as CDP-diacylglycerol--serine O-phosphatidyltransferase 1-like. Gene Ontology annotation, molecular function: L-serine-phosphatidylethanolamine phosphatidyltransferase activity. Gene Ontology annotation, biological process: phosphatidylserine biosynthetic process. Bases 358 to 1638 code for a protein of 426 amino acids. The transcript has 13 exons. The record is from RefSeq and is a predicted model, not a curated record. NCBI's taxonomy places the organism in Eukaryota, Viridiplantae, Streptophyta, Magnoliopsida, Malvales, Malvaceae.